AUGAGUUCAGAUAAUAUCCUCUCUUUGCCAAACCAAGGGCUAUGGCGGUACGGCGACUUGCAGAGGGCCGGUUUCCAAUGGGAACAAAUGAUUGACAAAGGCCGAGUUUCUUGCCAUAUCGGUGCUGUUCUAUUGACUUGGGACUGCUUGGAGAUAGAAUAUCAUCCAUCAGUAUUGCUUCCAAACGAGACGGCAGGAACUAUAUGGCUCGGGCAUCAACUUCACAGCAAGCACAUCCCAUGGGCUACAGAGGUCGGCCUUCCUCUCGAGAGGUAUAGGCCGGAUGGAGAGUCUGUGUACCAUUACUUCAAGUUUUGGAGAGUUGUGCACGACUCUCAAGAACCACAGGAAGACAAAGCCUGUUCUGGAGUUGUGGGACCAGGCUCUCUGUGGAUCGAGUAUGUCGAAGGAUUUACUGACCCUAACGACUGGUACAUCUCUGAAGUCGUCGGUGCCGCAUACGAGAAACAGUAUGAGCUUACGUCCAUGAAGGCUGUCGAUGAAGGCAUCUAA
Molecule: messenger RNA, 513 nt
Organism: Penicillium daleae
Lineage: Eukaryota; Fungi; Ascomycota; Eurotiomycetes; Eurotiales; Aspergillaceae
Exons: 2
Coding region: 1-513 (170 amino acids)
Source: RefSeq, a predicted model, not a curated record